AUGGCCGAAAGGCUGCUAGGCAUACGCCUAAAGAAUAUAAUAGAAAAUAGGAAUCUACACUGGCCACCAGAGUCGAUAACGAAAUACGAUAUUACAUGUUUGAAAACAGAAACGAUAAGGAGUAAAAAUAACAGUGAAGUAAUUUCAAUUGAAGAAUUAGUGGAAGAGCUCCAGGAAUCAUAUCAAGACUACAGAAGGCAUAAAAGAGCAGUAUUGAGAAGUAUUAUACACUCAAUCUUAAGUGAAUACAACACAGGUGAUACAAAGAAAAGAGGGUCCGAACACUUGAGAGAAUCAGAAGGAACGAACGAAAUGAAUAACAGUAAACAGAAAAUGGAAAUAGAUGAACCAAUAAUCAAUUUAAACGGAAAAAUAAGAAAAAGCUAUAAGCAAACACCGAAAUCGGAGAAAAAUAAAGAGAGUAAGAGGAAAGAAGCUAAUGAAAGUCAGAAUCAAAGGUCGGAAGAUGCUGGAGCAGAAGAGGAGUAUAUGUUCAUCCCAGAAACAGUGGUGACAACAAGGCUGAGUGACAUAGGAGGAAUAGAUAAAAUAAAGGGAGAAAUAAACAAUUUAAUAAUAAAUCCACUAAAGUACCCGCAGCUGUAUAAGCACCUGGGAGUGCAGCCGACGAAGGGAGUGUUACUGCACGGACCACCAGGAUCAGGAAAGUCGAAGCUAGCAGAAGCAAUAGCAGGAGAGGUGGGAUGCCCAUUCUUCAGAGUGGCAGCGACGGAGAUAGUGACGGGGAUGUCAGGAGAGUCGGAGAACAGACUGAGGAGCCUGUUCGAAAAGGCGAAGGGGUGCGCACCGAGCAUAAUAUUCCUGGACGAAAUAGACGCAAUCACGCCGAAAAGAGAAAACACGUUCAGAGAAAUGGAAAAGAGAAUAGUGUCCCAACUGGGAAUGUGUAUGGACGGACUGCAGGACCAUUUCGUAAUAGGUAAGAAAGGAAUGUUAACAUGCAAUAAUUCAAAUGUAGUGAUUGGAGCAACAAACAGACAGGAGUACCUGGACCCAAUGAUAAGAAGAAACGGACGCUUCGACAGAGAAAUAUCAAUGGGAAUACCGAACCAGGAGUCAAGAACAAACAUACUAAAGGCACUGGCAGUAAAUAAAAGAAUAGGAACGGACGUGGACUUCGAGGAAAUAGCAAACCUAACGCCAGGGUUCGUGGGAGCAGACCUGCAGUCAGUGCUGAGAGAAGCGGCAAUAAGCGCAAUAUCGAGAAUGUUUGAAACAACAGACAUGGACCGCGUAAACGAAGAAAAGUUGAAGUCGCUGUACAUAACGAGAGAAGAUUUCGUAGCAGGAGUGUCCAAAGUACAGCCGAGUUCGAAGAGAGAAGGCUUCAUCACGAUCCCAGACGUGACGUGGAGCAGCAUAGGAGCACUCUCGGAGCUUAAGUCGGAGCUGGAGAAGCAAAUAGUCUUCCCAAUCAAGUACAAGAAGCUGUACACGAGGUUUGGAGUGGGCGUGUCGGCGGGAGUGCUGCUGUACGGGCCGCCAGGAUGCGGAAAGACGCUGCUGGCAAAGGCAAUUUCGAACGAGUGCAAGGCGAAUUUUAUAUCAGUGAAAGGGCCCGAAAUACUGAACAAGUACGUGGGAGAAAGCGAAAAGGCAAUAAGGCUGAUAUUCCAGAGAGCAGCAACGAGUUCGCCAUGCAUAAUAUUCUUCGACGAAGUGGACUCACUGUGCUCAACGAGAAACGAGUCGAACCAAGUUAACGAAAGAAUAGUAAACCAGCUGUUGACGGAAAUGGACGGAAUACAGAACCGCGAAUACGUGUAUAUUAUCGCAGCAACGAAUAGACCGGACAUCAUUGACCCGGCGAUCAUGAGGCCAGGAAGGUUGGAAAAGCUGUUCUACGUGCCACUGCCAAACGAAGUCGACAGAGUGGACAUACUCAAAAAACUCACAACGAAGACGCCGUUGAGCAGGCAAAUCGACUUCGAAUACAUAGCAAAGCACACACAAGGAUUCAGCGGAGCAGAUCUGGCAAGUCUGUGCAGAGAAGCAAGCAUUAUCGCAAUAGAAGAGAUAAGAAUGGGAAUGAAGGAGACGAGCAAGUUCGAAUAUAAAAUCACGGCUCCAGAAGACUCGGAGCUGAGGAUGGAGCAUUUCCAGAGAGCACUGAGCAAAGUUAAGCCCUCAGUGAAGCAGCACCAAAUAGACUUCUACAACAGCUUCAGGGCCAAAUACUCGUGA
Molecule: messenger RNA, 2205 nt
Organism: Theileria orientalis strain Shintoku
Lineage: Eukaryota; Apicomplexa; Aconoidasida; Piroplasmida; Theileriidae
Product: ATPase
Exons: 10
Coding region: 1-2205 (734 amino acids)
Biological process (GO): ribosome biogenesis
Cellular component (GO): nucleus
Molecular function (GO): RNA binding; ATP hydrolysis activity; preribosome binding
Source: RefSeq, a predicted model, not a curated record